Messenger RNA from Microtus oregoni (creeping vole), 3311 nucleotides. RefSeq names its product zinc finger and BTB domain containing 2 (gene Zbtb2). Gene Ontology annotation, molecular function: RNA polymerase II cis-regulatory region sequence-specific DNA binding; DNA-binding transcription factor activity, RNA polymerase II-specific; protein binding. Gene Ontology annotation, biological process: regulation of transcription by RNA polymerase II. NCBI's taxonomy places the organism in Eukaryota, Metazoa, Chordata, Mammalia, Rodentia, Cricetidae. The coding region runs from base 314 to 1858 and encodes 514 amino acids. Gene Ontology annotation, cellular component: nucleus. The record is from RefSeq and is a predicted model, not a curated record. The transcript is spliced from 3 exons.
CGGGGGGCGGGGAGGGGGGGACCCGCGGGGCGGGGGCGGCGACUGCGCCUGGCGCCGGGGCUCUGGCCGCCUGACAAAACCAUCCCGGCAGCCAGGCGGCGGCGAGUCCCGGCCGCUCCAUCCGGGGCUUCGCGAGAGGGGGAGGGGACGGAAGCCGAGAGGGCGGGCGCAAGGGGAGGGGGCGCUCCGCGUUCCGGUCCCAGUCGCCGGUCCCUGCUGCCCGCCGCGGCCAAGGGCGUCCGGAGCGGGCGGCGGCCGGCGAGCGGUCCCGCGCCGGAGCCCCUCCAGCCGGGCCCGUCAGAUUUUUUAAAAAAUGGAUUUGACCAACCAUGGACUUAUUCUACUGCAGCAGUUAAACGCUCAGCGCGAGUUUGGGUUCCUGUGUGACUGCACGGUUGCAAUCGGCGAUGUGUACUUCAAGGCACACAAAUCAGUUCUUGCUUCAUUCUCCAAUUACUUUAAGAUGUUGUUUGUCCAUCAGACCAGUGAAUGUGUCCGUCUGAAACCCACUGACAUACAGCCUGACAUAUUCAGCUAUCUGCUCCACCUGAUGUACACCGGGAAGAUGGCCCCGCAGCUGAUCGACCCUGUGCGGCUGGAGCAAGGGAUCAAAUUCCUGCACGCAUACCCCCUCAUCCAGGAAGCCAGCCUGGCCAGCCAAGGCACCUUUUCCCAUCCUGAGCAAGUCUUCCCGCUGGCCUCGUCACUGUAUGGCAUUCAAAUCGCAGACCACCAGCUGAGACAAGCCACCAAGAUGAACUUAGUGCCUGAGAAGCUUGUGCGGGAGCCUAGGCCCCAGGCAUCCAGGAUGAGCCAGGAACCGGUGCCCGAGACCUCACAGCUGUCCCAGCUGACAGCAAACCUGGCUCAGGUAAAUCGGACAAACAUGACUCCCGCCGACCCCAUGCAGACCUCGUUGUCACCCGAACUUGUCUCCACACCCGUUCCUCCCCCUCCUCCUGGGGAGGAGACCAACUUGGAGGCCUCUUCCUCAGACGAGCAGCCUUCUUCCCUCACGAUCGCCCACGUGAAGCCAAGCAUCAUGAAGAGAAACGGAAGCUUCCCCAAGUACUAUGCCUGCCACCUGUGCGGCCGGCGAUUCACGCUGCGCAGUAGCCUGCGGGAGCACCUGCAGAUCCACACCGGGGUGCCCUUCACAGCCGGCCCUCCGGGGGAAGGCCGCGGGCCCCUGUCCCUCUGCAGCAAUGCGGCCGACCUGGGCAAGGAUGCCCUGGAAGUGCCCGAGGCGGGGAUGAUCAGCGACAGCGAGCUGCAGCACAUCUCCGACUCCCCCAUCAUCGACGGGCAGCAGCAGUCUGAGACUCCACCGCCCUCAGACAUCGCGGACAUUGACAACCUGGAGCAGGCCGACCAGGAGCGCGAGGUGAAGAGGCGCAAGUACGAGUGCACCAUCUGCGGCCGCAAGUUCAUCCAGAAAAGCCACUGGCGUGAGCACAUGUACAUUCACACGGGCAAGCCCUUCAAGUGCAGCACCUGUGACAAGAGCUUCUGCAGGGCCAAUCAGGCCGCACGCCAUGUGUGCCUCAACCAGAGCAUCGACACCUACACCAUGGUGGACAAGCAGACGCUGGAGCUCUGCACCUUUGAGGAAGGCAGCCAGAUGGACAACAUGCUGGUGCAGGCCAAUAAGCCCUACAAGUGCAACCUCUGCGACAAGACAUUCUCCACCCCCAACGAGGUGGUCAAACACUCCUGCCAGAACCAGAACUCAGACGUGUUUGCCCUGGACGAGGGCCGGUCGGUCCUCCUGGGCAGUGGGGACUCGGAAGUAACUGACUCUGACCAUCCUGUGUUAGCAUCCAUCAAAAAGGAACAGGAAACUGUGUUACUAGACUGAAUGUUAUUUGUCUUUUUAAAAACUGUCAUUUUUACAAAGAAUCUUCUCCCCACCCCCACCCCCACCCGGGACAGUUUCUCUAUGGCAUGAUACAAACGGGCCCCACUCCUUUCCUGUCCCCUUCUCCCUUCUCCAUCCCCAUAAGGCUUUGUGCAUUAGAAACCUGGACUCUAUUUACUUUAAUUCAGGGGAUAUUGGAAGGAUAAUGGUCAGUAGUACUUAUAAAGAAAUAGGUUUUGAGAAGUUUUAGAUUAUUUUAAAAACCUACUUGGAAAUCAUUAAGAGUAUAUAAUAAAAUAACUAGACAAUAAUUUGGUAAGCUGAAAUUAUGACUGUCCCUGGGUAAUAAGUCUUCCUUCUCAAAGAAACAAAGUCAGAAAAUACAGCAUGCUUCUUAGAGAUAAAGCUGGGCUCUGCUAUGCAAAUCUAGAAGGUGUGGGGAAACUUGAAACCCAAGAAAAUGUUUUUAAUGUUUGCCCUCUAGGUGUCUGAUUUCAGAAUGUAUUCUUUGAGAUUAUGUCCAGUUAAGGAAAAUCACUAGAAAUCGACUUGAACAAUGCAGGAGUAAUAAUGUGAUGGCAAUCUUCAUUUCUGGAUGAAACCCGACGGGCUGCGAGUCCCUGUGCGCACGAACAGCGCAUGGAUGCUUGCUCCAGACAGGGCAGUUGGUGCACAGGCCUCCCCCGAUGCUGGACAGGAACAUGCUGGGUUCGGGUUUCUCAUAAGCUGGUGAUGCCAUAGACGGUCCUCCCGAACAGCAAAUGCCAUGCCGCUUCCCAGCAGUCGCCAGCUGCGAGCUUGCGUUGGCGCCAGCCAGCCACCUGUAAAAUCAGUGUGGGCGCUGCAAGGCCGUGGAAAGAUGCAUCUUAACGGGAAGGGUGACUGUAAUGGGUGUAAAAGGUGAUGUUGCUUGGCUUGGUGGUGCCCAUCCAGAACCCCAGCAUGGGAGGAGGGGUGGGGAGUGGAGGCAGGAGAAUUGGGGGUUUGAGGCCAGCCUGGGCUACAUAGAGAGACCUUGUUUUUUGUUUUUUUUUUUUUUUUUUUUAAAUGCAAUGCCCAUAGUUCACUGGUGACAUCUACCAAAACCUCAAAAAUGACAAAGAAAUCAGGAUGAGAAAAUAAUAAUAAUCUAAUUUCUUCUUGGAGGAAAAAGAAACAAAUUGAUUUUGAUGUGUAUUCUCCAAUUUUUGUUAACACCAGAAAUUUUCCCCACUGGCCUAACAGCAUUAAAAGUUGUCCAUUAAUCUUCCCUUGGGCCAAUAAUAAAAUGGUCUCAUAGGAUGCAACAGGAGCCAGAAGCGAGGACUAAGGGGUGAAGGGUGGGGAUAGUGCGUAGCUAUACCGUCCGUGUAUGUUAGAAACUGAAUAUCCCAUCAUCCUCUUAUAUGUAUAGUUGAGUUCUCAGAUUUGUAAGUUUUUAUACAUCCUUUCAUUGAAUAAACAUUUAAUUAAA